AUGUCGUCCCUGACGACCUCCAGUGAGGGACACGGCCCCGUGCCCAGGUUCGUGGUCGGUUCCCGGGAUGAUGAGACAGACUUUCUGGGAUCAAACAUGAAGAUGGACGAAACCGAUUUCUUUGAAGACGACGAAGAGGAGGAGUCGCCACCCGAGCGGCAGAUUGUGGUGGGGAUCUGUGCCAUGACCAAAAAGUCCAAGUCCAAGCCCAUGACGCAGAUUCUGGAGCGCCUGUGCAAGUUCGAGUACAUCACAGUGGUGAUCAUGGGGGAGGACGUUAUUCUGAACGAGCCGGUGGAGAACUGGCCCUCCUGCGACUGCCUGAUCUCGUUCCACUCCAAAGGAUUCCCCCUGGAUAAAGCGGUAGCUUAUGCCAAGCUGUGCAAGCCAUUUCUGAUUAAUGACCUCGAUAUGCAGUAUUACAUCCAGGACAGGCGUGAAGUGUACCGGAUCCUUCAAGAAGAGGGAAUAGACUUGCCCCGCUACGCCGUGCUCAACCGAGACCCCGACAGACCAGAAGAGUGCAACUUGGUGGAGGGAGAGGACCACGUGGAGGUGAACGGGGCUGUUUUCCCCAAGCCGUUUGUAGAGAAGCCAGUCAGCGCUGAAGACCACAACGUGUACAUUUACUACCCGACGUCAGCAGGUGGGGGCAGCCAGCGGCUCUUUCGGAAGAUCGGCAGCCGGAGCAGCGUGUACUCCCCGGAGAGCAGUGUAAGGAAGACGGGCUCCUACAUUUAUGAGGAGUUCAUGCCCACAGAUGGCACCGAUGUGAAGGUGUACACUGUCGGGCCCGACUAUGCCCAUGCAGAGGCGCGCAAAUCCCCUGCUCUGGACGGGAAGGUUGAACGGGACAGCGAAGGGAAGGAGAUCCGUUACCCGGUCAUGCUGACCGCCAUGGAGAAACUCGUUGCCCGGAAAGUCUGUGUAGCCUUUAAGCAAACGGUCUGUGGGUUCGACCUCCUGCGGGCAAAUGGCCACUCGUUUGUUUGUGAUGUGAACGGCUUCAGUUUUGUGAAGAACUCCAUGAAGUAUUACGAUGACUGUGCCAAAAUCCUCGGAAAUAUAAUCAUGCGGGAAUUGGCUCCGCAGUUUCAUAUUCCCUGGUCCAUCCCCACAGAGGCAGAAGACAUUCCCAUCGUCCCCACAACGUCGGGCACCAUGAUGGAGCUGCGCUGUGUCAUUGCAGUCAUCCGCCACGGAGAUCGCACCCCAAAGCAGAAGAUGAAGAUGGAGGUUAAGCAUCCCCGGUUCUUUGAGUUGUUUGAGAAAUACGACGGCUACAAGACCGGGAAGCUGAAGCUGAAGAAACCAGAGCAGCUCCAGGAGGUGCUGGACAUAGCACGGCAGCUCGUGGUGGACCUGGGCACCCAGAGCGACUGUGAGAUCGAGGAGAGGUACGGACAUUUCUCUGGCAUUAACCGUAAGGUUCAGUUGACCUAUCUGCCUCAUGGACAUCCCAAAGCUGCAAGUGAAGAUGAAGACGCUCGCCGAGAGCCCUCCCCGUCCCUGCUCCUGGUGCUGAAGUGGGGUGGAGAGCUGACACCCACAGGAAGAGUCCAGGCCGAGGAGCUGGGGCGAGCCUUUCGCUGCAUGUACCCGGGUGGCCAAGGUGAUUACGCUGGUUUCCCUGGAUGUGGCUUGCUCAGGCUGCACAGCACCUACCGCCACGAUCUCAAGAUCUACGCCUCGGAUGAGGGCCGCGUUCAGAUGACAGCAGCAGCUUUCGCAAAGGGUCUGCUGGCCCUGGAAGGAGAGCUGACCCCCAUCCUGGUGCAGAUGGUGAAAAGUGCCAACAUGAACGGCCUCCUGGACAGCGACAGCGACUCCCUCAGCAGCUGCCAGCACCGCGUGAAGGCGCGGCUGCACGAAAUCAUGCAGAAGGACGCCGAGUUCUGUGAGGAGGAUUAUGAGAAGCUAGCACCGACAGGCAGCGCUUCUCUGCUCAACUCCAUGACCUUCAUCCAGAACCCGGUAGAGGUCUGCAACCAGGUGUUCACCCUGAUCGAGAACCUCACCUCCCAGAUACAAAAACGGCUGGAAGACCCAAAAUCUGCAGACCUGCAGCUGUACCACAGCGAGACCUUGGAGCUGAUGCUGCAGCGCUGGAGUAAACUGGAGCGAGAUUUCCGCAUGAAGAACGGGCGCUACGACAUCAGCAAGAUCCCGGACAUCUACGACUGCAUCAAGUAUGAUGUACAGCACAACUGCGCGCUGAAACUGGAGGGCACGGCUGAGCUCUUCAAGCUCUCCAAAGCCCUGGCAGAUGUGAUCAUACCCCAGGAGUAUGGGAUUAAUAAGGAGGAGAAACUGGAGAUUGCCAUCGGCUUUUGUCUUCCCCUCAUUAAAAAGAUCCAGCUGGACCUACAGAGAACCCACGAGGAUGAGUCUGUCAACAAACUGCAUCCCUUGUACUCCAGAGGAGUCCUGUCUCCGGGUCGCCACGUUCGGACAAGGCUCUACUUCACCAGUGAGAGCCACGUGCACUCUCUGCUCAGCAUCUUCCGCUAUGGGGGGCUCCUGGAUGAAAACAAAGACCAGCAGUGGAAGAGAGCCAUGGACUAUUUGAGCGCUAUCUCAGAGCUGAACUACAUGACCCAGAUUGUAAUCAUGCUCUACGAGGACAACAACAAGGACCCAUCGUCAGAAGAGCGUUUCCACGUGGAGCUGCACUUCAGCCCGGGCGUGAAGGGCUGUGAGGAGGACAGAAACGUGCCCACGGGGUUUGGCUUUCGGCCUGCCUCAGCGGAGAACGAGGACAAGAAAGCCGACCAGGGCAGCCUGGAGGACCUCUCCAAAGAGAAGGGCAUCGAUGAGCCGGAUCGCGCCCAGCAAAGGUCUCCACAGCCUUUGGAGCCCAUCAGCAUCCAGCGAAGGUCCCCGCUGAUCAGGAACAGGAAGACGGGGUCCAUGGAGGUGCUCUCUGAAUCCUCUUCCAAGUCAGGAGGUUAUCGCCUCUUCAGCACUUAUUCCAGGCAGUCUUCUGAGAUGAAGCAAAGUGGCCUAGGGUCGCAAUGCACCGGCCUGUUUAGCACCACUGUGCUGGGAGGCUCCUCCAGUGCCCCCAACCUCCAGGACUACGCACGCAGCCAUGGCAAAAAGUUUGCCAGCAGCCUGACAUACAAAGACGAUGCCAUUGAGCACCACCACGUUGCCCAGUUGCUGCGCCGCUUUUCCUCUGACUAUGCAACGAGCCGGAACAUCUCCCUGGAUGCCGCUCUAGCGCACCACCUCCAGCAGUGCUCCUACCACCUGCGUCUCUUCAGGAGCUGGCUGAUCUCAGGGCAGCAGGACUUGGAGUGUCUUUACGGGUUCGAAGGCUGCUCCAUGGUUCCCACCAUUUACCCCCUGGAGACGCUGCACAACUCCCUGUCCCUGCGGCAGAUGAACGAGUUCCUGACGGCCGUGUGCCGCAGCUGCGACUCGCACGCCCAGUCCACCGCAGCUCUGUUUGACUCGAUGAUCGGCAGCCAGAUGCCGGGAGACCCCUUCAUGACCCAGCGGAUCCUGUCGUCGUCCUCUCUGCCGCUGCGCCAGCGCUCGGACAAGCCCCCGUGGUGUGAGUGUGUCCCUGUGGUGGGCGAGGGAGGAAGAGGAGGCCCCCAGAAAGGCGGGGAGCUGGCGGAGCAGUCCCCGGAGCAAGGAGAGGGGCAGCCUCUGGGCCGAGGGCCUGGCCUGGAGCUGGGGAUGUCCAUGCUGUCGGUGACGGAGCCGAGCGCUCCGGAUGAGGACCCAGAGCCAGGGGUCCUGGAGCUGGCGGAGGAGGAGGACCCUGACCUGGAGGAGAGAAGCGUGGCAGAGCCAGAGGGAGAGGAGCUGGCCGAGGCCAUUUCCCACCCCGGCCACAAAAAAACGGGUCCAGAGCGGCCACGGCAGCAAGAGCAGGAGAAGCAGAAAGCGUCAGA
This is a messenger RNA of Mesitornis unicolor (brown roatelo), 3905 nucleotides long. RefSeq names its product diphosphoinositol pentakisphosphate kinase 1 (gene PPIP5K1). The record is from RefSeq and is a predicted model, not a curated record. Lineage: Eukaryota; Metazoa; Chordata; Aves; Mesitornithiformes; Mesitornithidae. Gene Ontology annotation, molecular function: diphosphoinositol pentakisphosphate kinase activity; 5-diphosphoinositol pentakisphosphate 1-kinase activity; inositol hexakisphosphate kinase activity. The transcript has 30 exons. Gene Ontology annotation, biological process: inositol phosphate biosynthetic process; inositol metabolic process. The annotation marks the transcript as partial. Gene Ontology annotation, cellular component: cytosol.